GGAUUUCUUUCUUCAUUAGGCAGAAGAUCUCUUCUUUCCGCGGCCUAUGUGGACAGCUCCAAAUGGGAAAAGAGACUAAAAGAAGAGCAUAGCCUGGCUGAGUUAGCCCAUUUAAUGGACAGAACCUAUGACAGAAAGCUACCUGUCAGCUCUUUGACAAUAGCCCGGUUUGUUGACAACAUUACUUCACGAGAGGAAGUGGAUCAAGCUGAAUACUACCUUUACAAGUUUCGGCAUAGUCCAAAUUGCUGGUACUUGAGAGACUGGACCAUCCACAACUGGAUCAGACAGUGCUUAAAAUAUGGUGCACAAGACAAAGCCUUAUACACAUUAAAAAACAAAGUUCAGUAUGGAAUUUUUCCAGAUAAUUUUACAUUCAAUAUUUUGUUGGAUUGUUUUAUAAAGCAGAAGAAAUAUGAAGAUGCUAUGUCAAUAGUAACAGAGAUCAUGCUGCAAGAAAGUUUUGAUGAAUUAUCAACACAGCUUCUUUCUCUCUAUGUUUUGUACCAGUACCGGGCAACCAAGUCUGAAUGUACGUGGGAAGAGGAGAGAAAUCUUGGAGCAUCACUUGUGCUUACGGGUCUAAAGCAAAGUAACACUGUGGGGUUUAGCUCCCAGCUGUAUGGCUAUGCAUUCCUUGGGAAAGUGGAAUUGAAUAAAGGGCUAAGAGCUGUAUACAAUCUAAUGCCACUGAUGUGGACACCAGGAUACUUCAAUAGAGCCUUGCAAGUAAUGGAGAAUGUGGCUUCAUUGUCAGGGGACAGCAAAAUCUGCAAAGAAGCUAUUGACACCCUGGAGACCAUUUUGCAGUCUGUCCUUGAAAAUGCAGAAUCUGCUGAAGAAGUCAAGAAAUCUGAUGCAGAAGCUGCUGAAGUAAUGAAGAAAUUAGAGCAGUGUGCAGAAUCAGAUGAAACAGAGCGGUCUAAAGUACCUGAGUACUACAGUCGAUUUAAGGAGCUGUACUCCAAGCUGCGUUCACUUGGCAAGGUUGAAUCUGAAAGCCUGUUAACCCUGACCACCCAACUUGUCAAGGAAAAGCUGCCAGCAUGUGAAGUGGAAGACAUUGCAAAACAUGAGCAGAAGCUGAAGGAGUGGGAAGAAGAACAAGUAGGUCUCAUAGAGAGAGAAAGAGAGAUGAGAGAAAAGGCGAAGCAGGAGAUGGAAGCUAGGAAGCUAGCUGAAGCAUCUGCUUAG
This is a messenger RNA of Acanthisitta chloris (rifleman), 1194 nucleotides long. It is a transcript of the gene MRPS27, whose product is annotated as mitochondrial ribosomal protein S27. The annotation marks the transcript as partial. Gene Ontology annotation, cellular component: mitochondrion. Gene Ontology annotation, molecular function: protein binding. The transcript is spliced from 10 exons. The record is from RefSeq and is a predicted model, not a curated record. NCBI's taxonomy places the organism in Eukaryota, Metazoa, Chordata, Aves, Passeriformes, Acanthisittidae.